Penicillium nucicola is the source of this 2190-nucleotide messenger RNA. Its product is annotated as putative ABC transporter. The coding region runs from base 1 to 2190 and encodes 729 amino acids. Gene Ontology annotation, cellular component: mitochondrion. Gene Ontology annotation, molecular function: ATP binding; ATP hydrolysis activity. NCBI's taxonomy places the organism in Eukaryota, Fungi, Ascomycota, Eurotiomycetes, Eurotiales, Aspergillaceae. The record is from RefSeq and is a predicted model, not a curated record. The transcript is spliced from 2 exons.
AUGGUGCUACGAACAACACUGCGGCCAAGGGUGCUGCGCCUAGCAGCUUUUCGCCCAAUUCGAUUUUCAUCUGCGAACCCAGUCAUUCGCAUUGACAAUGGUACCUUCUACAAGCGGUACCCGACCGAUGUCGAAGACCCGUCGUCUAAUCCUCCUCUCUUCCCCAACUUGAACUUCACAUUGCCCUCCGAACGCACAUCUAAAGAAGAUGGCGAAAGCCUACAGCACUGGGCUGUAAUUGGACCCUCCGAGAAGACCGACUUCCUGCACAUCCUCCGUGGUCAGCACAUCUGUCUCCCGGCCAAUGCGCGCUCAAAUCCAUACCUUUUGCUAGGCAAGGUCGCCGCCAAAGACUCACGCCUUCGAUCCGUUUCGAAUGCGAUCCGAUACAUUGGUUUCAACGCGGAAGGCGAAGAAUCCCUUGGCGGCAGCCGUGGUGCAUACCUCAGUGCUCGCUAUGAGAGCUACCGGGAGGACACCGAUUGGACUGUUGAUCAGUACCUACGGGGAGAGACCUCUUCAAACCCCAUGGAGGGUGAGAGUGCUGGCCUGAUUCCCUCGGAAGAUAUCUACAAGAGGGUCUGCUCCCGCCUACAUCUCAGCCAAUUGAUGGACAUGCCAGUCGCGAAUUUGAGCAAUGGCCAAACCCGUCGAGCACGAAUUGCCAAAGCGUUGCUGAGAAGACCCGAGGUGCUGCUCCUUGACGAGCCAUUUAUGGGAUUGGAUCCUGCAACGGCUAGGAGUCUUUCGGUUCUGCUUCAUAGCCUGGCAGACAAAUCGUCGCCACGCCUGAUAUUGGCUCUACGCCCACAAGACAAGAUUCCCGACUGGAUUACGCAUACGGUGAUCCUAGGAAAUCACCACCAAGCCCUCUUGCAAGGUCCAAAGUCGGAGGUUGAUAAAACCCUUCAUGUUUGGAGUCACUUUUCAGAGUCCCAUGCGCCUAUGAAGUUCACCCACGACCAAAAUGUUGCUUUUCAAAAAAUGAAAACCGACAUGGAAAGUGGUGUCUUGGAUACAGAUCUCCUUCAAAGCUUGACAGGUGGAACAAAACAUCCUUACGGACGGGAGACUGCGACUUAUCUCGGCGGAGAACCCAUCAUAGAGAUGGAUGGUGUCCGUGUCCAGUAUGGUGAUAAAUCAGUACUUGGUAAUUGGUCGCAAGAAGUGAACAACAAAACAGUCAACGGCUUGCACUGGCGAGUGCGUCGGGGACAACACUGGGCCAUUCUCGGUGCCAACGGAUCCGGAAAGACAACAUUGGUCUCAAUGAUUACCUCUGAUCAUCCGCAGACUUAUUCGCAGCCUGUGAAGCUCUUCGGGCGAUCUAGGCUUCCAGAGGCUGGCAAGCCUGGAAUUUCAAUCUUUGAAUUGCAGUCGCGCAUUGGUCACUCAUCCCCAGAAAUUCAUGCCCUUUUCCCUCGGCAAUUGACAGUCCGCGAAGCGGUGGAAUCAGCUUUCGCUGAAACCUUCCUCUCAAAACCGAAGCUGAACACAGAAAUCGACCUAGAUGUUAACGCAGUCCUGAAACACUUCCAAGCUGAGCUUGACCCUGCUGCUGCCAAAAGUGAGAUCCCAGAUGUCAGCACCGUGAUGUUUCCCAGCAUCCCAAAACCUUCUAAGCAGGGGUUGAAGAAAGCAAAGUAUGUCCCACCUGAAUAUCAUUGCGACUAUGCAGAUGACAUUCGGUUUGGUGAACUCACCACUGCACAACAACGUAUCGUGCUCUUCAUCCGAGCCGUUGUCCACAGACCCGACAUUGUCAUUCUCGACGAAGCCUUUUCAGGCCUGUCGUCUACCCAGCGUGACAAGUGCAUCGGCUUCCUUGACUAUGGCGAGAGACCUCGCCUGGCCCGUCAAGCAGUCCAACGGAACCCAAAGCCAAUCUACCGUUUCAACGGUCUCACGCAAGAGCAAUCCUUGCUCGUGAUCAGCCAUGUGCCUGAAGAGAUCCCCGAUAGUGUUCGCCAUUUCUUGCGGUUGCCAUCUGAUCCUGGUGCGGGUCAACCUCCCCUUGAUUUCCGCUUCGGCAUGCUCAGUGCCAACAGUAUGCUGAGGAAACCAUCCGUAUGGGACACUGUUUGGUCUGGCGGAAUGGACUUCAAGGAUGCGAGUCGUCGUGUCGCCCGCCGCACCACUGACGAUCCCGCGGCACAGGAUUUGGUUGAAUAUGAAUACUUUUCGGUCUAG